ACACGAUUUCUAGUCAUUUCGCCGCCACGUCUUUUCGCCGCCAUACAUUUUCGCCGUCUGUGUGGAUGUUUCGCCGUCUUGUGAGGCAGCUCGCCGUCAGUGUUUGUGUCGCCCCAAUUUGUGUUGGUUCUGAGAUAAAUUGUGUAACUAUAGUAUAUUUAUAUGUGCUACUUAGUGUAAUAUGCAUGUUCUGUAGUAAUCUUCUUUCAAUUUUGACGAAUUUUGCAGACUUUCAAGCCGACAGAUUUGCUGGGCGGCGGCGGGGACGCUAGCGAUUUCCCCCGCCGUAUCGCACCGUCGGAUGAAGAGUCAAGUUGAAGAUUACGGCGACUUCUUGCGUCAAAUACGCUUACUAUCACCUUUAAUUGUGUUUUCAGUCGCAAAUAACGUUGAUAUGUGAUAUGCUGUUGAUCGGUCGGCAUUUGGAACAAACAUGGCCGCCAUUUGUUUCUGAGACAACUGAUGCUAUACCAUCAUGCCCUGCGAGACAUACUCACAAAAAUAAAAUGACUGUCACAAUUACACAAUUAAAAUCAGAACCGUAAAAUGUACUUAUGAAAUGUUUGUACCAUUUACAUCGCAAAACGCAAAAGCAGUAAGAAAACUGCUUACAUUAAGAAAAUACGUUAAGAACACACUACUAACUGAUUUACAUCGCUACUGUCACAAAAUACAUUAAGAACAUGUCACGUACAUCGUAAAAUGCGCUACGCAUAUAGUUAGGAAAUACUCGGAAAAUACAUUAAGAGAUGAGAUACACACAGUAGUUAGAAAAGAUUGAAAUAUUGUUACACAGUGAAUCAUGAAUACACGGCUCUACAAGGGGAACACAUUUUCAAUAAAAAAUGCGCUACGCAUGUACUUAGGAAAGAUUUUAGGAAAUACAUGAAGAGAUGAGAUACACACAUUAGUUGGAAAAGAUUGAAAUAUUGUUACACAGAGAAUCAUGAAUACACGGCUCUACAAGGGGGACACGUUUUCAAUAAAAAAAAUGCGCUACGCAUGUACUUAGGAAAGAUUUUAGGAAAUACUUAGAAAAUACAUGAAGAGAUGAGAUACACACAUUAGUUGGAAAAGAUUGAAAUAUUGUUACACAGAGAAUCAUGAAUACACGGCUCUACAAGGGUAACACGUUUUCAAUUCAAACUGACACAUCAGACAACGUUAUUGAAAUGUUGAUAUACAUCGCAUUAUGGAUACGCGGUUGUACAAAGGGAGCGCGCUUGGAUUUUCAAAGUGACAUAUAAGACAACGUUAACUUUCAAUUGAUAAAGACGCGCGUUCAUAUCAGACAACUCUUUUUUUUCUACUUGAUGUAAGAUCAAAGUCGGCCUGUCGCGUUCUUUGGUUGUUAAAAGACAAUGAAUUUCGAAACUGUUGCGUGUGCAAGACAACCUACCUUUGCCUUUAAAAAGGCAGCUCCAGAAGAAGUCAUUCAUUCAUCCAUCCAACCAUGACUCUGUGCGUUGUAUGCGAUAGAACUGUGACGAGACGUCAACAUGCUCUGUGUUGUGACGGGUGUGAGCGGUGGCAACAUAGGAUAUGCAAGAUUGACGGUCAAACCAUAUGCGAUACCGGAAUAUCGCAGGAUUUCUACAGGCGCCUGGUCAGAGAGGAGGUCAGCCUAGGAGAGUGGCUCUGCAGCGUGUGCCGGGCGACAGGAGAGGUGGCCCAAGAUGAGGAGGAGACGAUGGAUUUGAGCUUGGGGGACGGACUGCCUGGCGGAUCCGGAGCGGAAGAGGAGAUGGAGGCGCCGGAAGAUGAAGCCGAGGUCCCCCGUGAACCCACGAGUCCCAUCCCGAUGCCUCGUGUGGUCCUGGAGGAUUCCAUCGGCGACUUGAGCGUGGAGGAGGACCUUCCUGUCGGAGCAGAGCGCGACGUCACCUUCAGCUUGGUCAAGAAGGGCACGAAGCGAGGUGCAGAUAAGCUGACAGACAGCUUGGGCUUCGCCUACACGGUCAGGAAGAGGUAAUUUACUACUUCAUCUUGUUAAACUUCAUCAAGUGUUUUGUGUUCUUUGUCUUUGUAACCCCUUGUUAUUGCAGCUACGAGCAGUAACUAAAUGAUCUUUAU
This is a messenger RNA of Branchiostoma floridae (Florida lancelet), 2073 nucleotides long. RefSeq lists its product as uncharacterized. The transcript has 2 exons. The coding region runs from base 1454 to 1972 and encodes 172 amino acids. Lineage: Eukaryota; Metazoa; Chordata; Leptocardii; Amphioxiformes; Branchiostomatidae. The record is from RefSeq and is a predicted model, not a curated record.